AUGCGUUUCUCCGCUACCACUCUCUUAGUUACCGCGCUGGGGUGGAUCUCCGCCACGACCGCACACUCCAUCCAGCUCAAGUCUCACUCACGGGAAUGCUUUCACGAGAGCCUACACAAGGAUGAUUUGAUGACUGUCACUUUCCAGGUUGGCGAUCGGGAGUUCGGAGGCAGCGGGAACCUCGAGAUUGAUUUCUGGGUCGAGGACCCUCUCCGCAACCGACAGUACUACAAGCAAGCCAUCUCCAACGAAGAUUAUUCGUUUACUGCGCACAGCGACGGCAAAUACACCUACUGCUUCAGCAAUGAAGGCUGGACUUCGAACUCGAAGGAAGUCUCCUUCAACGUCCAUGGCAUCGUCUACGUACCGGAGUCGGAGAUGUCGCAGGAUCCCUUGGAGGCGGAAGUUCGCAAACUGUCCGAUGCUCUCGCGCAAGUUCGUGACGAGCAGUCGUACAUUGUGGUCCGCGAGCGGGUUCACCGGAACACCGCAGAGAGCACCAACGGUCGCGUGAAGUGGUGGAGUAUCUUUCAACUGGCUGUGGUGAUCGGCGAGGGUAUCUUUCAAGUGUGGUGGCUCAAGCGAUUCUUUGAGGUCAAGCGUGUUGUUUAA
Molecule: messenger RNA, 612 nt
Organism: Penicillium macrosclerotiorum
Lineage: Eukaryota; Fungi; Ascomycota; Eurotiomycetes; Eurotiales; Aspergillaceae
Product: p24 family protein
Exons: 4
Coding region: 1-612 (203 amino acids)
Biological process (GO): intracellular protein transport; protein retention in ER lumen; Golgi organization
Cellular component (GO): endoplasmic reticulum; Golgi apparatus; endoplasmic reticulum-Golgi intermediate compartment
Source: RefSeq, a predicted model, not a curated record